AAAGUUCAGUUGGGACCCAACAAACCAGAGAAGACUCUCUAUUCGAUUCCUCCGGUAGCUGCAUCGUUCUCUCCUCUCCUCCUCCGUCUCCUUCCUUUGCUUCUCCGCUUGCUGCGUUGCCAUUGGCGACUUGGACAGCCGGAGGUGUCAAACCGCAGAGAGGCUAGUACUAUAUUUAUUUAAGCGGCCUCGUUCACCCCCGCACGUCCGCACCACUCCACCACCACCCUCCCCUCUUCCCCUGACCUUGCCGCCGGCCGACCACCGACCAGAGGGAGCUCCUCUCGCCAUCCUCCAAGCCAAGCCUCCGUCUCAACUCUCAAGCGUUCGCUCCUCCAAUUUUUUUUCCGUGGGGCGUUCGUUUGGACGGGAGGAUUUAAUGACAGCCCCGCGAGGAGGUCGAUGACGACCGGAGGCCGCCGCCGAUGGAAUGGCAGAUCCCGUCGACAUCGACAAGGCACUUACUGCUUUAAAGAAAGGUACCCAACUGCUUAAAUAUGGUCGCAAAGGGAAGCCAAAAUUUACUCCCUUCAGACUAUCAAAUGAUGAAUCAACUCUUAUUUGGGUUUCAGAUAACAAAGAGAAAAGUUUGAAAAUAGCUUCUGUGUCCAGAAUUCUCUCAGGGCAAAGAACACUGGUUUUUCAACGUUUUCUGCUCCCAGAAAAGGAUCAUUUAUCCUUCUCACUCAUAUAUAAUGAUGGCAAGCGGUCUCUUGAUCUGAUCUGCAAGGAUAAAGUUGAGGCGGAGGCUUGGUUUACCGGUCUUACUGCAUUGGUAUCUCCAGGACAGCACGGAUCCCAGUCCCAAUACAUAGAUGGAAUACGCAAUGCUGGUCUUUCUUUUGAUUGUGGAAGGGAGAGUAGCCUAAGCAGUAGCUCUACUUUCACUUCAGAUUCCCUUGACAAUAAGUUGAGUUCAGCAAACUCUACCAAGGAUCGUUCUUCUGGAGAAUAUACAUAUUCAGAAAGGACUGAUGUGUCAGAUAUGCAAGUGAAAAGUAUUUCUUCUUCAGACAUUCGAAUCAGUGUUUCCAGUGCCCUUAGCACAUCCAGCCAUGGUUCUGGAGGUGAUGAUUCUGAAUCGUUUGGGGAUGUUUAUGUCUGGGGAGAAGUCAUGUGUGAUACCACUUCAAGAUCAGGGUCUGAUAGAAGCGUUUACUCUCCUGCUGCAACUACCGAUAUUCUAGUACCCAAGCCCUUAGAGUCAAACGUAAUGCUUGAUGUCAGCUAUGUGGCUUGCGGUGUGAAGCAUGCUGCCCUAGUUACAAGACAGGCAGAGGUAUUUACAUGGGGAGAAGAAUGCAGCGGGCGUCUUGGUCAUGGGGUUGGAGCAAAUGUUUUUCAGCCACGCCUUGUUGAGUCAUUAUCGACCUGCAAUGUUGAUCUAAUUGCUUGUGGUGAAUUCCAUACUUGUGCUGUUACUGCAGCCGGUGAUCUCUACACCUGGGGAGAUGGUGUACACAAUGCAGGUCUCCUUGGCCAUGGUAAUAACGUGAGCCACUGGAUCCCAAAAAGAGUUUCAGGUCCACUUGAAGGUCUUCAGGUGUCAACUGUUUCUUGUGGCACAUGGCAUACAUCCUUGAUAACUAGUUCUGGACAGCUGUUCACAUUUGGUGAUGGCACAUUCGGAGUCUUAGGUCAUGGAAAUCGAGAAUCAACCUCAUAUCCAAAGGAAGUGGAGUCUUUGAAGGGCUUGAGGACAAUUUCUGUUUCCUGUGGUGUGUGGCACACUGCGGCUGUUGUUGAGGUUAUUAUUUCACAGUCAAAUGCUUCAUCUGGAAAGCUAUUCACCUGGGGUGAUGGAGACAAAUAUCGCCUUGGGCAUGGUGACAGGUCUUCAAAACUGAAUCCAACUUGUGUCCCUUCGUUGAUAGAUUACAACUUCCAUAGGGCUGCAUGUGGUCAUACUCUUACGAUUGGGUUGACUACUUCAGGACACAUUUUUACUGUGGGGAGCUCUGUGUAUGGACAGCUUGGCAAUCCAAAUAAUGACGGAAGGUAUCCUCGCCUAGUUGAAGAAAAGCUUGGCGGUGGUGGUAUUGUGGAGGUUGCCUGCGGGUCUUAUCAUGUUGCAGUCUUGACACAUGCGGGUGAAGUUUACACGUGGGGUAAAGGUGCAAAUGGAAGAUUGGGUCAUGGUGAUAUUGCAGAUCGUAAAGUACCUACACUUGUUGAGGCUUUGAGGGACAGGUCUGUAAAACGCAUUGCCUGUGGAUCAAGCUUUACAGCUGCAAUUAGUCAACAUAAAUGGGUGUCUGGGGUGGAGCAGUCGCAGUGCUCAGCAUGCAGGCAGCCAUUUGGAUUCACUCGAAAGAGGCACAACUGUUACAACUGUGGCUUAGUACACUGCCAUUCCUGUAGUUCAAAAAAGGCUUUAAGAGCAGCACUAUCUCCUAAUCCUGGAAAGCCAUACCGUGUAUGUGAUUCAUGCUAUCUGAAACUAAGUAAAGUUUUGGAUUCUGGUGUCAGUUAUAACAGGAAUAAUAUACCCCGCUUACCUGGUGACACCAAGGCUGAGAGAAUUGACACAAAAGCAAACAAAGUUGCACUAUCUACUAGUUCAGAUAUGAUUAAGAAUUUAGAUGUGAAGGCAGCUAAGCAGACAAAGAAGUCUGACACUUCACAAUUUCCUGCGGUUUUGCAGUUGAAAGACAUCCCUUUCAUCAGUACAUCUGACAUGCAGAAUCCUAAUGAUCCCAAAUCUGCUUUACCAUUUUUGAGGAUGCCAUACCUGAAUUAUUCCAGCUCCCUAUCAUCAGAAAGCUUUGAGAGCCUUAGGGAUGCAAAUGAACUUCUAAAGCAAGAGGUUCAGAAACUACAAGCUGAGGUUAGCAGCUUAAGACAGCAACGUGAACAGAAAGAUGCUGAGUUGCAGAAAUCAGAGGCAAAAGCAAAUGAGGCAAUGACCCUCGCUACUGAGGAAGCAUCCAAAUUGGAGACUGCAAAAGAUGUCAUAAAAUCAUUAACAGCGCAGCUAAAAGGAAUAUCUGAAAGGCUUCCGCCAGGAGCAUUUGAUAUGAAGCACGCACGCCUGAUGGGUGCUGUAUCUCCUGAAAUGGGGAGAGAAAGCCAGAUGAGAUAUGAUGUAGACGGCAUUCAGUAUCCCCAAACCCCCCCUUCUGUUCCAUCUGCAAGGUUUGGUGCAUUCGCUGCCCAAGUCUAUCAAGCAAGUGACCACAAUGAAACUGCCACGGUUCCACAAGACAGCAGGGGCGGACACCCAAACGGUAUCAAAGAGUUCUCCAUGGUGCAACAGAGGACCAAUGGAGGAACUAUUGAAUAUCGCCAUAGAUCAGAUGAUCAUGAUCGAAGGGAAACAGAAAGGUUCCAAAUAAACCUGCACAGCUUGAACAGUUCCAGCUCCCCCAAUAAUCAAGUUGAAGCAGAGUGGAUAGAACAGUAUGAACCUGGAGUAUACCUAACCUUGGUUUCUCUUCGUGAUGGAACCAAAGAGUUGAAAAGAGUGCGGUUCAGCCGGAGAAGAUUUGGAGAACAUCAAGCAGAAUUAUGGUGGAAUGACAACCACGAAAAAGUGUACGAGAAGUACAAUGUGUGUGGAACCGAUCGGCUCUCUUCAGUAAUGACAGCUUAAUGUACACCUGCAUGAAGCAAGAUAUCCAAAAUGGUGCAGAAUGCAAAUACCCCACGGCAUGCCAAGUGAUUGUAGCAUGUUUGUCUUUUAUCUCAGACAUGUUUCAUUUGUAAGAAGCCCAUUAGCUGAUUGUGCCGGCGAGACAUAAAUAUCUCCUCGUCCGAAAAGCCGAUAUAUCCAGCUUGUUUUUGGAAUGUGCUGCAUCGUCUAAUUUAUGUUGCGUUCUGAUCUCUCUGCCUGUCAUCCAAUCCACCUCCCGUCUUGUUGUAUAGAGGAAAUCAUGUGUAACAUGAUGGGAGCAAGUUGUUGUCGCUCCUUUGACCAAGAUACAGAGUUGUAUGUAUAUUUUGGGUUUAAUGGAUGAGAGAAAGCUCCAUCAUCUUGCCA
Phragmites australis (common reed) is the source of this 3979-nucleotide messenger RNA. Its product is annotated as PH, RCC1 and FYVE domains-containing protein 1-like. The transcript has 9 exons. Gene Ontology annotation, molecular function: metal ion binding. The record is from RefSeq and is a predicted model, not a curated record. Lineage: Eukaryota; Viridiplantae; Streptophyta; Magnoliopsida; Poales; Poaceae. Bases 431 to 3592 code for a protein of 1053 amino acids.